This is a messenger RNA of Trematomus bernacchii (emerald rockcod), 2514 nucleotides long. It is a transcript of the gene prkd1, whose product is annotated as protein kinase D1. The record is from RefSeq and is a predicted model, not a curated record. Gene Ontology annotation, molecular function: protein serine/threonine kinase activity; ATP binding. NCBI's taxonomy places the organism in Eukaryota, Metazoa, Chordata, Actinopteri, Perciformes, Nototheniidae. Gene Ontology annotation, biological process: protein phosphorylation.
UGUGUUUUCUAUGGGAUGUACGAGAAGAUCCUGCUGUUUCGUCAUGACCAGACCUCUGAGAACGUGCUGCAGCUGCUCCGCUCCGCCUCUCAGAUCCAGGAGGGAGACCUGGUGGAGGCCGUGCUGUCAGCUUCAGCCACGGUGGAGGACUUCCAGAUCCGUCCUCACUGCCUGUUCGUUCACUCGUACCGAGCUCCAACCUUCUGUGAUCACUGUGGAGAGAUGCUGUGGGGACUCGUCCGACAGGGACUCAAGUGUGAAGGCUGCGGACUGAACUAUCACAAGCGUUGUGCCUUUAAAAUCCCAAAUAACUGCAGUGGAGUGAGGAGAAGGCGUCGCUCCUCCAAUGUGUCCCUGACAGGAGGGCUUAUAAACCUCGGACGUCCUCCUUCUGCUGAGCCCUCACCCCCCCAUUACACCGAUGAGGCGUUACUGUCUCCAGUCAGUCCCAGCAUGGAGCAGAAAGCCCAGUUAGAUUACUUCCCAGGGAGAGAGCGCCGUGCCAGCUCUCAGUCGUACGUCGGACGUCCCAUCGAACUAGACAAGAUCUUACUGUCCAAAGUUAAAGUUCCUCACACUUUCCUGAUCCACUCGUACACCCGACCCACGAUCUGCCAGCACUGCAAGAAGCUGCUGAAAGGACUCUUCAGACAAGGCCUGCAGUGUAAAGAUUGUAAAUUCAACUGUCAUAAACGAUGUUCUCCAAAAGUGCCGAACAACUGCCUGGGAGAGGUUUCAAGAAAUGGAGAUCUCUUGAGCCCGGGGGCGGAGUCAGACAUCGUGAUGGUGGAGGGAGGCCUCGAUGAUCACGAUGACGAAAGAGGAGGCGGUUUGAUGGACGAUAUUGAUGAUGCAAUGACAUCAGAGGGGGGGGGGCUUCUGGAGGCGGGGCCUAACGACCUCUGUGACCCCCACGACCCCGACCUCGACGAAUCAAACAGAGCCAUCAGCCCGUCCACCAGUAACAACAUCCCUCUGAUGAGAGUGGUUCAGUCCGUCAAACACACAAAGAGGAAGACGAGCAAUGUGAUGAAGGAGGGAUGGAUGGUCCAUUACACCAGCAAGGACACUCUGAGGAAAAGACAUUACUGGCGUCUCGACAGCAAAUGCAUCACGCUGUUCCAGAACGACACAGGAAGUAAAUACUACAAGGAGAUCCCUCUCUCUGAGAUCUUAACUCUGGAGCCGGCUCAGGCCUUCUCUCUCCUCCCUGACGGAUCCAAUAUGCACUGCUUUGAGAUCACCACGGCAUCUCUGGUUUACUACGUCGGAGAAAACCUGCAGAGAGUCGAAUCCUCUGUGGGCGGCAGCAGCAUUAAGGUCAGCGGGCUGGGGCAGGAUGUGGCUCGGAUGUGGGAGAUGGCCAUCCAGCAUGCUUUGAUGCCUGCUGUUUCUACGGGAAUUUCCCACAACUCUCACCGCAGCGGACACAAGGAAAUCUCCAUCAGUAUUUCUGUCUCUAACUGCCAGAUCCAGGAGAAUGUGGAUAUCAACUCUGUGUACCAGAUCUUCCCUGAUGAGGUUCUUGGCUCAGGACAGUUUGGCAUCGUCUAUGGAGGUAAACACAGGAAGUCCGGUCGAGACGUCGCCAUCAAGAUUAUCGACAAACUCCGUUUCCCCACGAAACAGGAGAGCCAGCUGAGGAACGAGGUGGCCAUCCUGCAGAGUUUGCACCACCCCGGCGUGGUGAACCUGGACUGCAUGUUUGAGACUCCGGAGAGAGUGUUUGUCGUCAUGGAGAAGCUCCACGGAGACAUGCUGGAGAUGAUCCUGUCCAGUGAGAAGGGACGGCUGCCGGAGAGGAUCACCAAGUUCAUGGUCACUCAGAUCCUGGUGGCUUUGCGUCAUCUUCACUUCAAAAACAUCGUCCACUGUGAUCUGAAACCUGAGAACGUCCUUCUGGCUUCUGCAGACGCAUUUCCACAGGUAAAGCUGUGUGAUUUUGGCUUUGCGAGGAUUAUCGGUGAGAAGUCGUUCAGGCGUUCGGUGGUCGGCACGCCGGCGUACCUCGCCCCGGAGGUCCUGAGGAACAAAGGGUACAACCGCUCUCUGGACAUGUGGUCGGUCGGAGUCAUCAUCUACGUCAGUCUCAGUGGAACGUUCCCUUUCAACGAAGAUGAAGAUAUCAACGAUCAGAUCCAGAACGCUGCCUUCAUGUACCCUCCUCACCCGUGGAAUAAAGUCUCCCAGGAAGCGAUCGACCUGAUUAACAACCUUCUGCAGGUGAAGAUGAGGAAGAGGUACAGUGUGGACAAGACCCUCAGUCACCCCUGGUUACAGGACUACCAGAUGUGGCUGGACGUGAGGAGUCUGGAGUCGCGGAUGAACGAGCGCUACGUGACCCACGAGAGUGACGACCUGCGCUGGCACCACCACGCCCAGCUGAGUGGCCUGGACUACCCCCCCCACCUGCUGAACGGGCCCCGCAGCGAGGGCGCUCAGAAGCUGGAGCGGUACCAGGACCACCAGGAGGAAGAGCUGGAGACCCUGAGCGAGAGGGUCAGUGAACUCUGA